CCCUCUCGCUCCCUAUCCUGAAAAACUCCAAGCAGAUAAAGCGCGGCAGCACAGCGCGCGCACCGGCGACGCCCGCCUCCCUCCCGAUCGCCUUCUCCGUCGCUCCUUCCCAUGGCUCUGUCCACCAGCUCGUUCGCGGUAUGCAGCCUCCAGCCAAGCAGAGCUAGUAGCAUUCGGGCGGGCCGUGCACCGCCGCCGGGUGCUGCCGCGGUGGUCUCGUUUACGAGGACGGGGCGCCGGGCGAACGCGACCAAGGGCGUGUCCGCCGCGUGCGAGCCGCUGGGGCCCGACAGGCCGGUCUGGUUCCCCGGCACCUCCCCUCCCUCGUGGCUCGACGGCAGCCUCCCAGGGGACUUUGGAUUUGACCCGCUUGGACUAGGGUCGGAGCCGGAGAUGCUGCGUUGGUUCGCGCAGGCGGAGCUGAUGCACGGGCGGUGGGCGAUGCUGGCGGCGGUGGGGAUCCUGGUCCCGGACCUGCUGGCGCGGUGGGGCUUCAUCGACGGCGGCUUCUCGUGGUUCGACGCCGGGUCCCGGGAGUACUUCGCGGACCCCUGGACGCUCUUCGUGUCGCAGAUGGCGCUGAUGGGGUGGGCGGAGGGCCGGCGGUGGGCGGACAUGCUCAACCCCGGCUGCGUCGACAUCGAGCCGGACCUCCCCAACCGCAAGAAGCCCGUCCCCGACGUCGGGUACCCCGGCGGGCUGUGGUUCGACUGGGCCAACUGGGGCCGCGGGUCCCCCGAACCCGUCAUGGUGCUGCGCACCAAGGAGAUCAAGAACGGGCGCCUCGCCAUGCUCGCCUUCGUGGGCUUCUGGUUCCAGGCCGUCUACACCGGCCAGGGGCCCAUCGACAACCUCCUCGCGCACCUCGCCGACCCAGGCCACUGCAACAUCUUCUCGGCGUUCACGUCCCACUGAAUGCUAGUUACCUUACCAGCCAGAGAAUGGAGCCGUGAACGCUUUGUACCUGGCAGCAAUUUAUAUGAUGAUAUCACAUGAGAUGCUAGGUGGAAAACCUAUUGCAACAGUAACAAACAGAGCGCCACGGUCUUUUACUGGUUUUCGCGCUUUCUUUCCCCCCAUCCCCUUUCAUACGGUCGAGCAUGUGACCUUGUAGAACAGAACACCAUGAGAUACUGCAAUGCGACCAGAGAACAUCAAA
Panicum hallii is the source of this 1159-nucleotide messenger RNA. RefSeq names its product photosystem I chlorophyll a/b-binding protein 6, chloroplastic. Bases 112 to 915 code for a protein of 267 amino acids. Gene Ontology annotation, biological process: photosynthesis, light harvesting in photosystem I; response to light stimulus. The record is from RefSeq and is a predicted model, not a curated record. The transcript is spliced from 5 exons. NCBI's taxonomy places the organism in Eukaryota, Viridiplantae, Streptophyta, Magnoliopsida, Poales, Poaceae. Gene Ontology annotation, cellular component: membrane.